AUGUCGUCCCACAACACACAUCCCGACAACAACAACAACAACAACAACAGUUCUGUCGACCACGACUCCUGCACCCACUACUACAAUCUUAACUUCGACAGCUCCAUCUACCUCAAAAACAACAACUCUGCCUUCUACUACAACUCCAACCUCUACUCCUACAUCAACCUCAACAGGAACGUGACUUGCAAUCCAUCCGUUGGACUGAUUUGUAAAAACAAUGAGCAAGGUCUUCAGCAAAAGUGCUUCGAUUACGAGAUACGAGUGAAAUGUUGUCAAUGUCCUCCCACAACACACAUCCCGACAACAAUAACAACAACAACAGUUCUGUCGACCACGACUCCUACACCCACUACUACAAUCUUAACUUCGACAGCUCCAUCUACCACAAAAACAACAACUCUGCCUUCUACUACAACUCCAACCUCUACUCCUACAUCAACCUCAACAGGAGUAUCAACUACCCAGUGCAGGGGUGAAGAAAGUUGUGUGUGGUCAGACUGGAUCAACCUUGGUCAGCCAACCUCUGGCUCUGAAGGUGGAGAUAAUGAAUCCAUUAAGAACAUCAUUGCUAGUGGUUAUCACGUUUGCUCAGCUCCAGAGGCAGUUGAAUGUAGAGCAAAACAAUACCCUGGACUUCAGAUCUCUCAGCUUGGCCAAGACGUGACUUGCAAUCCAUCCGUUGGACUGAUUUGUAAAAACAAUGAGCAAGGUCUUCAGCAAAAGUGCUUCGAUUACGAGAUACGAGUGAAAUGUUGUCAAUGUCGUCCCACAACACACAUCCCGACAACAACAACAACAACAACAACAGUUCUGUCGACCACGACUCCUGCACCCACUACUACAAUCUUAACUUCGACAGCUCCAUCUACCACAAAAACAACAACUCUGCCUUCUACUACAACUCCAACCUCUACUCCUACAUCAACCUCAACAGGAGCAUCAACUACCCAGUGCAGGGGUGAAGAAAGUUGUGUGUGGUCAGACUGGAUCAACCUUGGUCAGCCAACCUCUGGCUCUGAAGGUGGAGAUAAUGAAUCCAUUAAGAACAUCAUUGCUAGUGGUUAUCACGUUUGCUCUUCUGUCGACCACGACUCCUGCACCCACUACUACAAUCUUAACUUCGACAGCUCCAUCUACCACAAAAACAACAACUCUGCCUUCUACUACAACUCCAACCUCUACUCCUACAUCAACCUCAACAGGAGCAUCAACUACCCAGUGCAGGGGUGA
Oncorhynchus kisutch (coho salmon) is the source of this 1233-nucleotide messenger RNA. RefSeq names its product mucin-2-like. The record is from RefSeq and is a predicted model, not a curated record. Bases 1 to 1233 code for a protein of 410 amino acids. The transcript is spliced from 3 exons. NCBI's taxonomy places the organism in Eukaryota, Metazoa, Chordata, Actinopteri, Salmoniformes, Salmonidae.